Paramacrobiotus metropolitanus is the source of this 1995-nucleotide messenger RNA. Its product is annotated as protein P54-like. Lineage: Eukaryota; Metazoa; Tardigrada; Eutardigrada; Parachela; Macrobiotidae. The transcript has a single exon. Bases 1 to 1995 code for a protein of 664 amino acids. The record is from RefSeq and is a predicted model, not a curated record.
AUGGACAUCCAGUGGCCUAAACUACCGGCCAAAACGGGAGAAACUGAGGCCCCGCCACGAAGCGGACCUCACCCGGCUGGAUCACCGACCAAUAUACCGAUGCCUAACGAAAAGGCUAUCUCACCGCUAAGUCGACCUUCGCCAACGGAAGGCAGGUCGACCCAAGCAACAGAGAAGUCCGACAAGUCGCCAACAAGUCGACCUGUCGACCUACUGAAGAAGAAGUCGCCACUCAUGUUUGAACUUGGCGACUCGGGUAGUGGAACACCACCACCCAUGGACGACGUAUUUGACACGACACAAGUGUCACGUCCCAGCAGCCGGGAUGGAUUCUUCCGAACGCCAGUGGCACCCCACUUGGGUAACCACAGGUACCAAGCAAGCACGCUUGAGUACACGGCACGGAAGUGGAUUGCAUCCACACCUCCAGAAAAGAUCGAAGACAUCGAUCGACUCCGGAAACGAUGCCAGGAUUUGAUAACACAAAUCGUCCUGGCCGACCAAAUCGUUAACUCCACAGAAAAUCAGAUGUCGCGAUCGGAGGACACCCAUAAGCUCGAACGGAAGCGAUGGGAGAAGGAACCAGCCGAGGCCAACAAUGGCAUAGCUGCGCAACAGCGCCGCAUUGAACACUUGGAGAGUCACCUCAAGAGGUCCGACAAUCCAUGUCGGUAUGACUUCGAGGAGAUUGAACGUCUUCAAAGUACACUUGCAACGUCAGUGGAGUCGGUCUUCGAACUGAAGAGACGCCUUGCCACCGUAGAAAAAGACCUGGCUGACACACAAACAGCCUUGGUCGAAUCGGAACUGGCAGCAGGGACGUUCCACCAACAGCUGAAGCAGGCCAAUGAAGAGGCCGAAGUGUACCGGAACGAGGUCGACAGAUACAUCGUCGAACUCAAGCAGGCCGACGACGAGGUCGACCGGCAGAAAUAUCGAAUCGAACAACUCGAAAGGGAGAUGGAAACUCUCCUGGUCAGGGCAGGACGACAGCUAAUGGCUCACUACGGCCAGCAACCUGCCUCACCCGACCGAAGUAGAGCCACCACCGACCUGGAACAAGCAAACGCCCAAUUGGCCGACCAGGUCUACGGACUCAAUGAUGCGCUGAAGGAGGAACAACGACUCCGAGCACAGCUGGAACACAGCCUGGCAGAAGCCCAGAAGGUGUACGAAGCGCAACAGAACCGCAUCGCACACUUGGAAGUCCGCGAAAACGACCUGUACAACUACGGUCUGGACGCGGAUAAAUAUAUCGAUGACUUAAAUCGAUAUAUUGACGAGAUGACCACGUAUACCGACGACUUGGAUACGGAGGUACGCUGUCUCCAGGAGGAAACGAAACACUUGGAACAAUCCAGGACGGAGCCUCCAUCCUACAGGACUUCGAUGGCAACGGAUUUCCACUUUGAACCGUCGCAAACAGUUCGAGAAAUCCUGUGGGACAUCAAACCCAAAGAGGAGAAGAAGGAACAGAACUUCUUCGUGGGCGUGGUGACAACUAACCCGCUCAUCGGAACUCCUCCGCAGCAACAGCCUCUGCCCCACCGUCCAGAACCGGAACGGAAUACGUCGACUGCGGCACCACAUGUGCCAACGUCAAACGUGCCGACAACGACGACGGCCACGUCAGGUACCUAUACUAGUACCACGUAUGCAACACACACAUCGAUGCAUGCGCCAGCGCCCACCACGUCCCACCCGAAUGGACCAGCGCCUAAUCAAUGGGGCGCAGGACGGCGACUAGGAGAGCGAACAAGCUCACAUCCCAACAUGGAUGACUUCGGCCGCUUGACGAUAAGCGACUCGACUAUCGCCGUGAACGAGCUAGGUCAUAUAAUAACGACCUACCUCCAGGAGGACGAAGCGGACAACAGAAUCCGGAACGCCCUCCCGCCGAUUACCCACAAGACUCGCAGAACGUGCCUCGGUUCCGACCAACAGAAGGUCGGGCACCACCGAGAAGGCCGUUCAGAAGUCAGCAUGGAAGGGUGA